Molecule: messenger RNA, 1443 nt
Organism: Mollisia scopiformis
Lineage: Eukaryota; Fungi; Ascomycota; Leotiomycetes; Helotiales; Mollisiaceae
Product: acid protease
Exons: 2
Coding region: 1-1443 (480 amino acids)
Biological process (GO): proteolysis
Molecular function (GO): aspartic-type endopeptidase activity
Source: RefSeq, a predicted model, not a curated record
AUGAGGGGUGUUACAACAUUCGCCAUUGCGGCGACUUUAUUAUCGACAUGUACCGAGGGGAUUCAAUUGCACAAGCGAACGGAUGGAGCACCACGAGUCGUUGAAUUUCCAGUAUCGAGAAGGACAACACCUAAUCCAGUGGCGAGGGACAGGUUACGGAGGAGAUCGGAAACUGUCCAAGCCACAUUAGACAAUGAGGAAACAUUAUAUUUUGCUAAUGCGACACUGGGAACGCCAGCACAAAGCUUUCGAUUACAUAUCGACACUGGAAGUUCGGAUCUUUGGGUGAACACAGCAACUUCGACAUUAUGUAAAGGAAAGGGAAGCCCAUGUGCCUUUGCCGGUACCUACUCAGCGAAUGCAUCGUCGACAUACUCGUACGUGGCAAGCGACUUCAACAUUUCAUACGUGGACGGAUCAGGAGCUUCGGGGGACUAUGUAACGGAUACAUUUACCAUUGGUGGAACGACAUUAAAGUCUCUGCAAUUUGGAAUUGGAUAUACAAGUUCUUCAGACGAAGGUAUCUUGGGAAUUGGGUACCAGAUCAACGAGGUACAAGUUGGCAGAGCAGGAAAGGCGGCAUACAACAACUUGCCAGCACAGAUGGUGGCAGACGACUUGAUCCAAUCGAACGCAUACAGCUUGUGGUUGAACGACUUGGAUGCCAACACUGGUAGCAUCUUGUUUGGUGGCGUCGACACUGCGAAAUACCACGGCUCACUCGAGACUUUGCCAGUGCAGAAGGAGGAUGGAUACUUUGCAGAGUUCUUGAUCACUCUUACUGAGGUGACUCUCGGCAAUACUGUCAUUGCAUCGAACCAAGCACAGGCCGUUCUUCUCGACACAGGCAGUUCCUUGACCUACCUCCCAGAUGCGAUGACGGAAGCCAUCUACGAGCAAGUUGCAGCACAAUACGACUCCUCAGAAGGCGCUGCAUACGUGCCCUGCUCCUUAGCAAGCAAUACCACCACCUUGAACUUUACCUUCUCAACACCCACCAUCUCCGUCCCCAUGGACGAGCUUGUCCUCUCCGUAACUUCCAGCAACGGCCGACAAUUGACCUUCUCGGACGGAACAGCAGCCUGCCUCUUCGGCAUCGCCCCAGCAGGCUCCAGUACCUCCGUUCUGGGCGACACCUUCAUCCGAUCCGCCUACCUCGUCUACGACCUCGCCAACAACGAGAUCUCGAUCGCACAGACGAACUUCAACGCCACAGGCACAAGCGUAGUCGAGAUCGGAACAGGUACCACCGCCGUCCCAGACGCAACAUUAGUCGCGAACGCAGCUACGGCAGUAGCAGGAACCAACGGCGGUGCGGUCGCAGGCACCGUGACCGUAGGCGGGACAGCGACAUCGAAAGCAGGCGCACAGCGAACGACGGCUCCUAUGAACAUCGGUGCCAUGGCAGCCGUCGGUGCGGGUAUUGUUUAUGCGGCGAUGUAG